This is a messenger RNA of Daktulosphaira vitifoliae (grape phylloxera), 2562 nucleotides long. RefSeq lists its product as uncharacterized. The coding region runs from base 346 to 2094 and encodes 582 amino acids. Lineage: Eukaryota; Metazoa; Arthropoda; Insecta; Hemiptera; Phylloxeridae. The record is from RefSeq and is a predicted model, not a curated record. The transcript has 3 exons.
UCCUUAUCUUCCAGAAUAUAUGAAGGGUACAGGGAAAAAACCGACUAAGUCACUUUUUUUCACAAAUGAAUAUUAUGGUAUCAUUAGUUUCAGCUAGAGACACUGCACAUUCUGACAGGUCGAAACAGGAAAAUAAUCAACUAUAUUAAUAGAUAUUAGCGCUCAAAGUUUUGGUGUACAGGGAAAAAACCGACGAAGUCACGUCGUCCAGUGUACUAACUGCUUAAUUCAACAUUUUGAGUGUAGAUUUCAGUACGAUUUUAGAGGUAAUUAGAGAAAAGCGUUGUACAUAACGGCUUCAAGUUUUUGAAUUAUAUUUGGUAGUUCUUGUCAUACAAGCGCAUUAUGUCUGAAAUAAGUGAGUCAGAGGGCAAUGUAGUUCUUAAAACUCAAGCACGAAAAAAGAAAAGGACUGGUCGCUUAUCAGAAGUAAGUAAAAAAAUAAAAUUAUCGUCACAUGAAAUGGGAGGUUCUUGCAAAUGCACUCGAUUGAAAUGCUUUGAAACAACAUCAGAGGAAGAAAGGAAAAUGAUACUGCGCCAUUUUAACUCACUUAGCUCACAUAAUGAUCAGAAUAAUUAUUUGGCGGGUUUGAUUGUAACGCACCCAGUGCAAAAACGCAGGCCUCGACUAAAUGAAAGCAGUGCCACAACACGUGAUGCUUCUUUUUCGUACAGGGUACGAAUCCAGGGUGAAAAUUCUGUCCAGAGAGACAUACCUGUCUGUGAAAAAGCAUUUCGUGCAAUUCAUGGUAUAACACACAGUAAACUUGUUUAUAUAAAGAACAGUCUAAAGUUAUAUGGAGUUGCUCCUCAGGAUAAGAGAGGUAAACACAGCGCACUUCAUAGAAAACUAGCUGAUUCGACCACUUCUUUAAUUUACAAUCAUAUUUCAAGUUUUAAAGGAAGAAAAAGUCAUUAUAGUUUGCACGAUUCAAAAAAACUAUACUUACCAGAAGAUCUUAAUAUAAAAAAAAUGUUUACACUCUUCAAAGAACAGCAUCCUAAUGUACAUGUUUCUUACGAAACAUACAGAUGUAUGUUCAACACAAAAUUCAAUAUCUCUUUUGGCUAUCCUCGUAGUGAUACCUGUGCUAUGUGUGAUGAAUUUAGUGCAAAAAUAAAAUCUCUAUCUCCAGACAAAGACAAGGAAGAAAUUAAAAAAUUAACGACACUCAAUGUUCUUCACAAGAAAAAAGCAGAGAAAUUUUAUGUUCGAAAAAGGAAAGCAAGACUUGCAGCAAGAAAUGACAAGAAAAUAGAGGCCAUAUGCAUGGACUUUGCAAAAAAUAUCUCCAUUCCUAACCUUAACACAAAUGACGUAUAUUACAAACGCCAGUUAUCCAUGUAUUCAUUUAAUAUACACGUUUUGUCAUCGAACCAAUCAUUUUUUUAUGUGUAUCACGAAGGAAUUGCUAAAAAGAGUCCCAACGAAAUUGCAUCUUUUUUAUUUCAUUUCAUCAACAACUACUUGGACGAUGACGUAGAACAACUUCAAAUUUUUUGCGACUCAGCAGGAGGCCAAAACAAAAAUUUUACAAUUAUUCGUUUUAUAAAAUUUUUGACAAAUAAAAACAUUCAUGGCCUGAAACAGAUAAAAAUAACAUUUCCAAUCAGAGGUCACUCCUACAUGGAGUGUGACAAAGAUGUAGGCUUAUUGAAUUUAAAAAGUCCAAUGGAAACCCCCAAAGAUUUCAGGGAAGUAAUUAAAACCUCUCGAGCAAAGCCUUCGCCAUUCAAGGUUAUAAAAGUUACUCAAAGUCUUAUCCUUAACUGGAAGGUCCUACUGUAUAAAGAAUUUGUGCAAAAAUGCCCAUUUAAGAUUCAACCAUCGAAGGAAAUUAUAGCGUCUGCCAUUGAUUGCCGCUUAAUAUGUCAUCGCACAACAUACAAUGGAGCUUUUUUAUCUGAUGUAAUUUGCAGACCAUCCAAGAAAGAUGUUCAUUCGACAGAAAGAGGUGAAUUUGCACUGCCUUUGCAACUAUACAGAGCGCCCAUAUUGAUCAAGAAAGCCAAAUACGCUGAUCUCAUGAGUCUUAUGAAAUUUUGUAGCUCAAAUGCUCAGAAAUUUUACCGUAACAUGGCACAUGAAUAGUGAUCCAUGCAUCAUUUGUUAAUUUUUUUUUUAUAUCUAUAUAUGCUCAAAGAAUAAUAAUAAUUUUGUUUACUAUACAAGGUAAUAAUAUUUCAUUAUUAUAUUAACAACAAUGAUAAUACUAUAAAUUACAAACUAAGAUAACUGUUAUGAAAAUGCCAUACUUAGUUAUUGUUAGUUUUAGAUGACUUAGUUGGUUCUUGUCUGUUUUAGAUGACUUAGUUCGUUUUUUCCCGGAACAAAUGGGGUUUUGUUCGCAAUUUUAUCAUUUACAGUGCCUCAACAAAUUAUAAGCAAAAAAUAUGUUUUGCCCUGUUUUGGCGUAUUUUUGAUCGACAUUUAAGUCACUGCAGUACUUAAUUUCAGUUGAUUGUUUAAUUGUAAUUGCGUUUUAAAAAUAAAAGUUGCAUUAACUCUGUUUAAAAAAAAAGUGACUUAGUCGGUUUUUUCCCUGUACCCUUCAUAUGA